Molecule: messenger RNA, 7128 nt
Organism: Saccostrea cuccullata (small rock oyster)
Lineage: Eukaryota; Metazoa; Mollusca; Bivalvia; Ostreida; Ostreidae
Exons: 2
Coding region: 697-6330 (1877 amino acids)
Biological process (GO): DNA integration
Molecular function (GO): nucleic acid binding
Source: RefSeq, a predicted model, not a curated record
AUGGUGCAAAAUCUUGUAUUCUGAUUGUGUUGCCUAUCAUAUGUAUUAUUAUUAUUGUUGAAAACUUACAUGGUAAACUGAUCCUUGGUAUGACUUAACUUUUAUGAUUCUGUUACUAUUUUUGGUAUGAGUUAACUACCUUUUACUCACUUCCUGUUUACCUGCUUGACCAGUCCCAGUGUGGCUGUUAUUUUUUGUGUAAAUCACCAUGCAUCCUAUAUUUUGAGUGCCUAAAUCCACUAUGUAAGUCUUUUUAUGUUAUUUUUGAGCUAUAUUUUCAAAUUAUUUGAAUGUAUUUUCUAAAGUUUCCCAUGUAGAUAAAGUUUUUUCUGAAAGGUCAAAUCAUUUUCUUAAGUAUGGAAAGCCAUUUUGGUCACUUAAUUUGUAAUACCUUUUUUGUGUUUAAAUACAUUGUACUAUCUCUGUUUUACAACUUCUGGUACAUUAUUUGUAAGCUUUUGUUUGUAUUUUUUUGUAGUUUUUUACCAUCAUACAUCAUACGCAUACGUUUGCUCACACUCACUCAGGCAUACCUGUGCUGUAUUUACAUGACCCACACACCAGAGGAUAAUAAACUUGUUAUUUCGUGUGACUUUGACUUCAUGUGUCUACAAUGCCUACUGCGAGUAGAUUUGGUUAGCUAUCUGCCUGUACCAGGCAGAAUAGUAAAAAAAUAGUGGACUUCGUAUCUGGCACAUGGCUGAAGCCCCUGAGAAACGUAUAAGGACAUUAACAGAAAAAGGACAAACCAUGGUUGAGGAACAAUGCAGAAUUCUGAAGAAGAAAGUGGACAAAGCCUGUAACGAGGUAGAAGAUGUCUUAGUAAAAUCAGGAUUGUGUGAAAAUGACUUUAAGAAAGUAAGAGAAGUAGAACAUUCUCUCAAUGUAAAAUUUAAGGAAUUCUGCAUUGUAUCAGAAGACUACAAAAAGUACCUUAAUCGUCAAAACACAGGUGAAGCUAGCGAUAUGUUGAAAACUUUUGAUCGUUUUGAGAAUAAGUGUUUCGCAAUAGUCAGGAAAACAAGUAAUGAACUGGAGAGCACAAAGUUUGAUUUACUAGAAACAUUAUCCCAUGUAUCAAAUUCAAGUAGUUUCCAGAGAGAAAAAAUACAAAGAGAAAAGGCCAAACUUGAACUAAUCAAAAAGGAAGCUGAGCUAAAGAAACAAAAGACUGACAUCGAAACAAAAAUAAAUAUAGUUCAACAAGAGAAAGAAAUUAUAGAAGCAGAAGCAGAUUUAUCAGACAACGAAAAAUCAGAUCUUUCAUUAGAUGUUCCAGUGUCUACCAAAGAACAAUUAACUAGUGAUUAUAUAAUUAACCACACUCCCCAGAACUUAUCAAACACAGUGCCUCACCCACCAAUUAGUGUGUACAAUCCUGUGAGUACCUACCAACCUCCUGCAUUGCAACCCUCAUCUAUGCAUGUUCCUCCAAAAUCUGUGCAGGAACUCUCAGCCUUGUAUGGCCCACCUAAUUCUGUGCCGCAACCAUCAGCUUUGUAUGGACCACCUAAUUCUGUGCCGCAACCAUCAGCUUUGUAUGGACCACCUAAUUCUGUGCCGCAAAUGUUCAUUCCGUCAAAUCCAGCGCCACCAAAUCCACCGCCACCAGUCUUUAUGCCUCCAACUCCUGCGCCUCAAAUGUCUAAUACAUCAGCCAUAACGGACUUUUCCAAGUUUCUGUUACGGAAGGAUUUUCUCCUCACUAGAUUCACCAACUUCGACGAUCGACCGGAGAGUUUCAACUCAUGGACAUCCUCAUUCCGCAGCUUAACAACAGAACUUGGAGUCACACCAUUCGAGGAAAUGGAUUUGCUCGUGAAGUGGCUUGGUCCAGAAUCGUCAAAGUUUGCACGGACACUACGCUCCGCAAAUACCCACGACCCCAGUCUAGGACUGAAACGCAUCUGGGAUAGACUACACGAUAGAUAUGGGAGGCCAGAAAUGGUGGAACACGCUCUGAAAAAGAAAGUUCACUUGUUUCCGAACCUCACUAAUAAAGAUCAUGGCAAAUUAUACGAUCUAGUUGACAUUCUGACAGAAAUUGAGUGCGCUAUGGCGGAUCCCCAGUACAGCCUUCUGUUAAGCUACUUCAACUCUUCCACUGGAGUUCUACCAAUCGUUAGCAAGCUACCAGCAUCUCUACAAGACAAGUGGACUACUCAGGCUUCCGGUUAUAAGAAACGGAACUAUGUACCAUUUCCCCCAUUUUCAUUCUUUGUCAAUUUCAUCCGUGACAUGUGUGACAUGCGUAAUGACCCAGGACUUAUUUAUCAACAGUCUACAAACCCACAGGUCACACACAGCAAACCUAGACCUAUAAGCAAUGUCACAUCACGUAAAGCGGACAUUUCCACACCUACACCGCCAACUCGUUGCCCCAUACACAAUGCUGGACAUACAUUGAAUGAAUGUCGUGGCUUCAAAAGAAAAUCACUACAAGAGCGUCAAAGGAUUCUACAGCUAAAAAACUUGUGUUUCCGGUGUUGUGCUUCGCAGAGUCAUAUGUCUAAAAACUGUACAGCUGACAUUAAAUGUGAGAUAUGUGGUAAUUCUCGUCAUGUCACUGCGAUGCAUAUUGAUCGUCAUACCCAAAAACCUCCGUCACACACAGCCGUAACUGCAGUCAAAACUACUUUGGACAAUGGCGGGGAGUCAACUACAGAAAAUGAUAGUGGUGAAACUGUGAACGCUUGUUGUACUCAGCUGUGUGGAAAUUCUGCUGGCGGACGUUCAUGUGGGAAAAUAGUUCUGGUGGAAGUGUUUUCAACUUUUAACCCAGAGAAAACAAUCCGUGCUUAUGCUACAAUUGAUGACCAAAGUAACCGUACUUUAGUGUCCCCUAACUUGAUCGAGCAACUUGGUAUUUCAGGAAACUGUAAGUCCUACACACUUACCUCAUGCUCAGGUGUGUCUACAUUCAAUGGACGCUGUGUUAAUGGAUUGUGUGUGAAAUCCGUAGAUGGAUCAACAUCAUUUGACUUACCUGAAGUCAUUGAAUGUGAUUCAAUUCCAAGUGAUUCCCUUGAAAUACUUACUUCAGAUGUAGCUGAUUCAUUUCCGCAUCUGCAACGCAUUGCAUCCUAUUUACCUCCCUUUGAUCGCACAGUUAAUGUUGAGCUCCUUAUUGGACGUGACUUACCUGAUGUACAUCAUGUGCGUGAUCAAAUAACUGGUAACAAAGGUCAACCUUUUGCCCAACUCUUAUCAUUAGGAUGGGUUAUCAUUGGUGAAGUUUGUAUUGGUAAGGUUCAUCGCCCAAAGGAAGUGAAUGUAAACAAAACACAUAUUCUCAAUGAUGGACGGUGUACUACUUUCCCAUUGUAUCAGAAUAACAUCAGUGUCAAGGACAAUGAUGACAGCUUAUUCGUAAGGACACCAUUUGACAACAAGAUUGGACAAUCUGUUGAGGACCGUAAAUUUCUCACUCUCAUGGAUGAAGAGUUUCGCAAGGAUUCUGAUGGUUACUGGUCUGCACCUCUCCCCUUUAAGGAUUCUAAACCGGAGAUGCCAAACAAUUAUUCACAGGCCUGGAAACGUGCUCUGAUCCUCAACACAAGUCUACAGAGAGAUUCUCACAAAAAAGAACACUUUUUAGCAUUCAUGUCAAAAGUCUUAGCAAGCGGGGCAGCUGAAGUUGCUCCAUCCGACAUACCCGGGGAAUGCUGGUAUUUACCUCUUUUUGGGGUGUACAAUUCUAAAAAGCCGGAUCAAAUCCGAGGAGUUUUUGACUCAUCUGCUGUGUACAAAAACAUUUCGUUGAACAGUGUGUUGAUGUCUGGACCAGACUUGACAAACAACCUUGUGGGAAUCCUCAUGCGUUUUCGUGAAAAUGCAAUAGCGAUCAGUGGUGACAUUCAGCAAAUGUUUUAUGCAUUCCGUGUUCACGUAAAACACCGUGAUUAUCUCAGAUUCUUCUGGUAUGCAGAUAAUGACUUUCAAAAACCUCUGAUACAAUAUCGUAUGAAAGCCCACGUUUUCGGAAAUACACCGUCUCCAGCUGUGGCAACUUACGGACUUCAUAAAGCAUCAGAUAGUGGUGACAGCGAUGUUCGUAAAUUUGUUUACGACAACUUUUACGUCGAUGACGGGCUUACCUCCCUUCCCACUGAAGCUGAAGCAGUGACACUGAUGAAGAAAACACAAGCAACACUUAAAGAAAACGGAAAUAUUCGUCUUCAUAAAAUCAUCUCAAACAGUGUGAAUGUGAUGAAAUCAUUCCCUUCGGAUGACCUCGGAAGUGACCUCAAAGAACUGAAUCAUAGUACUGAUAUGUGCAACUUACCUGUUCAACACAGUUUAGGAAUGUUGUGGGACUUGAACAGUGAUAUGUUUGUGUUCAAAAUCUCUAAUACAGAGAAACCAUGUACCCGAAGAGGUCUUUUGUCUACACUGAACAGUGUGUUUGAUCCUGUUGGAUUUAUUUCUCCUGUAACCAUCAGUGGAAAAAUUCUGCAUCGUGAACUUGUACCUUCUGGAUGCGACUGGGAUGAACCGCUCUCAGAGGAUCACGUGAAAAAAUGGCAAACGUGGCUUGAUUCUUUACACUCUAUCAACGACUACAGAGUUCCUAGAAUGAUCGUAUCUACUUCAGUAUCUCAAGCACAUUGCUUGGAUGUUCAUGUAUUUUCCGAUGCAUCAGAACAUGCAGUUGCUGCAGUAGCAUAUCUCCGAGUCAUUGACAGAUCAGGAGAAGUUUCUAUUGGAUUCCUUAUGGGAAAAUCAAAACUAGCACCCCUAAAAGGACACACCAUACCAAGACUGGAAUUAUGUGCCGCCGUCUUGGCCACAGAGGUCGGAGAAGCAGUGUGUGAUCAUUUGAACAUUCCACAAGAUCAAUUCCAUUACUAUACUGACAGCAGAAUUAUCUUAGGGUACAUAUGCAAUAACACCCGUAGAUUUUUUGUGUAUGUUUACAACCGUGUAGAAAAAAUCCACAAAGUCUCAUCUCCAGCUCAGUGGUCCUAUGUCUCAACAGAUAAAAACCCAGCAGACAUAGCAACAAGAUAUUCACAUACUGCAUUGACCACAUCUCUGCAAAACUGGAUAGCUGGACCUCAAUGGCUGAAAAUUGUCCCUGAUGAAACUAAGACCGAUUAUCCCCUCAUCGAGCCGGAAAGUGACAAAGAAAUUCGUCAAGAAGUUGUUUCAAGCAAAACUCGAAUUUCAACUGAGACUUUGGUGUCUAAUCGUUUUUGUAAAAAUUCCACCUGGAACAGUCUUGUGAAAGCUAUUUCGACACUGAGACGUUUCCUUGGAAAUAAAGCAAGACUGAACUCUGAAGCCAUAGAAGAACCAAAAUUACACAAAGAAUCAGAAAAUGUCAUCAUUCAACUGGUUCAGCAAGAAUCGUACAGUAGAGAAAUCGAGAACCUAAAGAGUGGUAAACCUUUACCAAGAAAUAGCAGAGUGUCAAGGUUAGACCCUUUCCUCGAUUCGUCAGGAGUUUUGCGUGUUGGCGGAAGGCUUAAGCGAAGUUCAGAACUUUCACUAGGAGAGAAGAACCCAAUUCUCAUCCCUAAUCAACACUAUAUUGCGAAACUUCUAGUGCUUCAUUAUCAUGAAAUUAUUCAUCAUCAAGGACGUCAUCUGACCGCUGGAGCUAUCCGAGCUGCUGGAUACUGGAUACCGGGCUGCAAACGACUGAUAUAUACCAUCUUAUCUGCUUGUGUAAAAUGUCAAAGACUUCGUGGCAACUUUGUUUACCAAAAGAUGGCAGACUUACCUGAGGAGAGACUGAUGUCUUGUCCACCAUUUACUUAUGUUGGCGUUUACUGCUUCGGACCGUGGAGUGUUGUCACCCGACGUACCCGUGGUGGUUCUGCGAAUUCCAAACGCUGGGCUGUGUUGUUCACAUGUUUAUCAUGUCGUGGUAUUCACAUAGAAGUUAUCGAAGAAAUGAGCACUUCUUCCUUUAUCAACGCCUUGCGUCGCUUCACAUCAAUCAGAGGCAAAGUGAAAGAAUUGUAUUCGGACAGAGGGACCAAUUUCGUUGGUGGAACCAGAGAACUUGGAAUUGGUGCAAUUUUCGUGGAAAACCUCGCAGUGAAAUCAUUCCUUAAAGAACAAGGAGCAAUUUGGAAGUUCAACAAACCUUUUUCCUCUCAUAUGGGAGGCGCUUGGGAGCGCUUAAUUGGUGUUAUCAGACGGAUCAUUGAUUCCAUUCUACUGGAUGCAAAGCACACCAAACUUACUCAUGAAGUCCUAUGCACAUUUAUGGCCGAGACAACAGCAAUAGUCAACGCGCGACCAUUGGUACCCCUAUCUACAGACCCAGAGGCACCUUGCAUUUUGUCUCCAGCUGUUUUGCUUACACAAAAAAACCACUGAUUCUACAGAGGAUUUCAAACAUCUAUCUGUUCGUGAAAUUUAUACUUCGCAGUGGAAAUUCGUUCAAUGCCUAGCUGAGACAUUUUGGCACCGAUGGAAGAGCGAGUACCUGCAGAGUCUUCAAGUGCGCAGAAAAUGGAAGCAUACUCUAAAGAACAUUCGUGUUGGAGACAUUAUUCUCUUGAAGGACAGUGAGGCACCGCGCAACCACUGGCCGACUGGACUGGUGGAACGCGUAUUUCCUAGUGAAGAUGGACUUGUGCGCAAACUGGAAGUUCGCAUCGUGAAAGAUGGACAACCGCGUACCUAUGUUCGCCCUAUCUCAGAAAUUGUGUUUUUGUGCCAUGCGUUGUGAUUUGUAAAAGUGUAAACUUUCUGACAAUUGGACUAAGACUCUCUAAAUUAGAAUAUAUGUAAUUUGUUUCAUGCAUAUGCAUCAUGUUUAUUUGAGUGAUAUUUCAUAUCAGACGGGGAGUGUGUUGCCUAUCAUAUGUAUUAUUAUUAUUGUUGGAAACUUACAUGGUAAACUGAUCCUUGGUAUGACUUAACUUUUAUGAUUCUGUUACUAUUUUUGGUAUGAGUUAACUACAUUUUACUCACUUCCUGUUGACCUGCUUGACCAGCCCCAGUGUGGCUGUUAUUUUUUGUGUAAAUCACCAUGCAUCCUACAUUUUGAGUGCCUAAAUCCACUAUGUAAGUCUUUUUAUGUUAUUUUUGAGCUAUAUUUUCACAUAAUUUGAAUGUAUUUUCUAAAGUUUCCCAUGUAGAUAAAGUUUUUUCUGAAGGUCAAAUCAUUCU